AGUUAAGGGCGUGUUGGCGUCUUGACGUUAGCGUCAGCAAUGACACAGAAUCAUGUAGGUACGCCCAGUCAGACUGCCACAGGAGCAUUGCCGAGCGGUCGACUCAAAGGUGCCGCGCGCUUGUUUUUCACGAAUUUUCUCUCGUCAUUUCGAUUGUUCGCGAUCAUUAAAUACAUAGUGGUUUAACUUUAUUGAUUGGUGCAUAUUUUUCAAAUACGAAUAAUUCAGUGAAAACAGUGCUUAUUGUAGUUUUUUAAUGGUCCAUGGUCAAGAAGUCAUGAAGCGGUAGAUGUCCGUUAAUACAGAAUCGUCGUCAAUAAAAAAAUAAAUAAGUAUAUAGAUCUCACGAUGAAGAGGCUGAAGACAUUUUGUUGCUGUGCGACCACUCGCACGGGCUGCAUCAUCACGGCAGUGGUGGGCAUCAUCCUCUCCAUCGCCACCAUAAUUGCUGUGUGGCUCUUCGAAAAACAUUUCGUCAAAUUCACGACGUACAUUUUCGAUGAAGAUUUCGAUAAAAAGCUUGCUGAUUUAGACAUUCCGAGAAUCAUCAUUACAAUCAACUUGUGCUUCACGAUCUUAAUUUGUUCUGUACUUAUUGUAGCAGUCUGUAAGCGGCGAUCAUGGUUGAUGCUACCAUUCGUUGUCCUGGGCGUGGUGCUCGCCAUCGGGCUGUUGAUCAGCAUCCUGCACACCUCCAUCACAUACUACCUCAUGGACUACAAGGACGAGGACGAGCGGUACAACCAGAUACUGCUGGCGACGGCUAUACUGAUAGGCGGCAUUAUUUACUUGUGUGUAUAUCUAUACGCUUGGGCGGUUGUGUUCAGUCAUUAUUUGAACAUCCGUGAUGAAGAAACCAGAGGCAGAUAUCGCAAAGCACCAUACCGGCGAUAGGGACCUAUAAUUCGAUCUACUUUUAAAACUAUACAUUUAUUGUAAUAGUAAAACGUAUGUAACUAGGUAUAUAAUUAAGUAAUUUACAUGACAUUUCAGAGGAUAUUUUUUCAUGGCUAAUUGAUGAAUUCUAACUAGACUGAUUGAGAUCUAACUAAAACAACGACUCUUAUGAUAUGAAUAUUUAUGUACUUAGUUUUAUACAUUUCUAAGUACUCAAAGUACCUACAGUCUGUCCAGGAAGUGAAGAGAACGGAUUUUUGACGAAAUACUUAUGUUUUUGCCAUUGCAAUACCAAAUAUAAUGGUCAUCCAUUGUCAGCCAACAGGAGAUAGCGCCCGCAUUUUAUUCCUUCACUUUCUGGACAGACUGUAGGUACCUACUUAAGGUACCUACAGUCUGAGGUAGAACAGACGACGGGUCAAAAAGAUUUCACGUGAAAACCCCUAGUUAUAGUUAUCUCGUAAUUACUCGAAAUUAUAAGCUAGGCUAUUGUAAGUAGUUCCGUCGCCCCUUACCUACCUAUUUUUACCUGUACCUGCCUAAUCUAAUUAAAUAUUCAAUAGGUGAUUUUAUCUUCUAACCUACUGAACAUAUGAACUGCCCUUUUCUACUUAUGUAAUUCAAUUCAAAAUUAUAUAAGUAAGGAUCUAUUUUUAAUGGUAGGUAGUAGUUUAGGUACCUAUAGGUGCUUUAGUGCAUUUCAUUGAUAACUUUUAAUUUUAUUUCGUCUGACUCGUCUGACUAAUCAAAUCUUGCUAUCUAAAUGUCAAACCAAAAUAUGACUUAGCUUAUGUAUCCUAUUUGGUGAUGAUAUGAUAUUAUUAUGUCGUAAAAAGAUAUUUUAUUUGGUGAAUCAUAAAUUAAACACAUGUGAUUUUAUUAAAUAAAUCAAAAAAAUCAAGGUGAAAUAAAUAAUAAAAUUUAAAGUUUUGUUACCAAACUGUACCUUUUACAAAUAACUUAUUCCGUGUAAUAAUUUAUUUAUAAGAAAAUGAUUAAUGUUAAUUCAUGUGAAUAAAUAUUUAAAAGUAACAAAA
Molecule: messenger RNA, 1934 nt
Organism: Plodia interpunctella (Indianmeal moth)
Lineage: Eukaryota; Metazoa; Arthropoda; Insecta; Lepidoptera; Pyralidae
Exons: 5
Coding region: 349-894 (181 amino acids)
Source: RefSeq, a predicted model, not a curated record